CCAGUCUGCCUUCUUCAUAAAAGGGAUAACUGUAGGAGGAAAGAAGCUUAUUACUACAAGAAUUGCACCAAGGCAAGGCCAGUUAAGAAAACUUUAUAGAGGACUGUAACUUCCAUCUGGGAGAAGGCACUGUGACUCCUGCAAGCUCCACUUAUACACAAAAACUAGCAAGAUGAGAUAUAAAGUGUUUGGCCUCCUUGUCUUCUGGCUCCUUAUUAACUCUGUUCAGCCAUUUGGUAAUGGAAAUGUUGGCUUAGCAUGUGAUACCAUGAUGCCUAACCACAGAACACACGCCGCACAGGAAUCCAUGUCCCCGUACAGAGUGGCUGCUUCAAGUUACUCAUUCAGCCCUGGAGAUGAAAUUACAGUGACUCUGCUGGCAAACUUCAAUACUACCUUUGAAGGAUUCCUCUUGCAAGCUCGUUCUGUAACAGGAAAUCGCUUGGUUGGAAAUUUCAGGGUGCUCAAUUCGAAUUCCCAAAUCCUUGAUUGUGGGGGAGUAAUGGGACUGGCAGUGAGUCACAUAAAUACAUCCAAGAAGUCCAAUAUAACAGCAUUGUGGACUGCACCAGACUUAUCUGAUAAUGUACAUUUCAGAGCCACAUUUGUUCGGAACUUCAAAACAUUUUGGGUGGGAGUUGAAAGUCCCCUCCUAACUUUUAUCACUCCAUCAAACCAACGUCCAACCACGCCAAAUGUGCCAGCUGUAUAUGUCUUAAGCACAAACCUUCCUUCCAAUAAAGUUGGAUCUACCAUUAUUUCCAGAGAAUCUUGUGGCACAGACAAAGUUUGUUUCAGUGUCCCUACAGACUGUGACCCAUCCAGGAGCACCAACUGUUACUUUAUGUCUUCUUCCCCUAUCGAAACCAGUGGACAAGGCUACCUGUUGGGCAUCAGUGGUCCAUCUACUGGAUAUGUGUCUGUUGGUUUUUCAGAUGACAUGCAAAUGGGAAAUGAUGAUAUGUACCUGUGUGUGAUGAAUGCAGCUGGAGUGAUUGAGGUUCAACAUGCCUACUCUGAAGGAAAGUCCCAACCACGUGUCCUUACUCCGGGUAAUAUUGAGGUUAUACUGGCAUCCUACAACAAUGGCAUUAUACAAUGUACUUUCAUUGCAAGAAGCAUCUCAAUCUUAAACCCACUUCAGAACUCCAGGUCCAUCAAUAGCUUGUACCAUAUAUUUCUGGCAUACGGUUCAUCCAGCAACGGACAAGUCCAGUAUCAUGGCCCUUCGGGGAGAUUUAUUAGUAAUUCCAGAAUUGACCUUUUAGCAGCUAGUAAUGUAACAAGUGGCCCAUAUGGACUUGACCCCCUAGUUAAGGCUCAUGGUUCUUUGAUGCUCAUUGCUUGGAUGACAACAGGCAGUUUGGGGAUGAUACUUGCUCGAUACUUUAAGGUAACUGGCAAGCAGCUGGUGCUGGGAAAAGCUGUUUGGUUCCAGGCUCACUUUUUUCUCAUGGCACUGACAGUGUGUGCAACAAUAGCAUCCUUUGUGUUGGCCUUUGUGAAGGAGCAAGGGUGGAACUAUAAUCUAAGCACACAUGCUAUCAUUGGCUGCAUUGUCAUGUGCCUGGCCUUUUUUCAACCUCUGAUUGCCUUGUUUCGACCCUCACCACAGAGCAGCAGGAGAUUCAUUUUCAACUGGUUUCAUGUUAUCAAUGCGCUGGUUAUUAAAGUUCUAGCAGUCGCUAACCUGUUCCUUGGACUGCAGGUUGUAUCCCACACAUAUGCCUGGAUGCCUGAAGUAAUGGGAGGAUUUUUCGCCUGGGAAGCUCUCGCCUUUAUAUCACUUGAAAUAAAUGCUCAGAUGGCAGAGAAAGCAGAAACUGGCCGCUAUGAUGUUAAUGACGACCCCAAAUCAAAAAGCCCGGCAAAGACUGAUGUUUUCCUGCUGUUAAUCUACCUCUGUGGGAAUCUGGCAUUCCUCAUAACGCUCCUUGUAGCAAUUGGCAGGUCGUAGAAACAGAAUAAUAUGGACCUCAAAGAACAAAUAUACUUUAUAUUGUCUGUCUUCUUUGUGUGGAUCCUUCCUAGACAUUUUAUAGAAGAUAUGGAGCGGGAUCCACCUGUUGUGUCAGUCUCAAGAGACUGUUCUUCUGUUUGUAGUAUAUUUUAUGAUAGGUAUGCUAAAAUUAGCUACUGUGUAUGUCAUGCAACUUAUUUCUCUCAGUACAUAUAUUUUAUUUAUACAUUUAUAUAUGAAGUUAA
Messenger RNA from Xenopus tropicalis (tropical clawed frog), 2205 nucleotides. RefSeq names its product putative ferric-chelate reductase 1. The record is from RefSeq and is a predicted model, not a curated record. The transcript is spliced from 17 exons. Gene Ontology annotation, cellular component: extracellular matrix; membrane. NCBI's taxonomy places the organism in Eukaryota, Metazoa, Chordata, Amphibia, Anura, Pipidae. Bases 173 to 1957 code for a protein of 594 amino acids.